AUGGGCGUGGAGGACAAUGAUCAGGGAGGACUCAAUCUUAAGGAUGUUUUAUACGUUGUCAAGGGUCACAUUCCACCGAAUUAUAAGUUCAAUCCUGCCACACCAAUUGAUGAAGGAAGCAAAUAUUUCAGGUCAGAACCAAAAGAUAAAGAGAGAAUUCAGUGUGUGUUUUUUGUAAUAGAAGCUACUGUCGCCGGGAAUGACAAUAUUUCGGAUGCAAGAAGAAGAAAAAUAAAAGAACUACAAAUAGAGUUAAAGGCUCUCGACAUCCCACGAAUAGUGUUAUUAACUAAGAUCGAUGUGCUCUGUGAAUUUGUUGAUGAAGAUAUAGAGAAUACAUACGAAAGUGAAAAAGUUAAAGAUGCUGUACAUGUGGCGAGGGAAUUAUACAAGGUUCCGGAGCAUUGUAUUUUUCCUGUCAAAAACUAUGAACGUGAGGUUGAGGCGGACUACAAGAAAGAAAUAUUGCAUCUUUUAGCUCUCAGGCAAAUGAUUUACUUUGGAACAGAUUUUCUCAACUCUGUAUCCACAUCCACAAGUGAUGAUGAAACACCUUAGAAAAAUAAAAGGGGACAAAAAAAACUUAAAAGGGACAAACUAGACUCGAAAAACAUUUUCUACAUCUAAUUUUUACAGAUUUAUGUCUUUGAUAUGUUAUCUUUAUAUGACUUAACUCACUAUUACCCUCAAUUUUAAGGUAGUACACCUAGGAUGAUGUCAAAUCAAAUCGUUUAGAUAAAGAAUACUCAAU
Mercenaria mercenaria is the source of this 751-nucleotide messenger RNA. RefSeq names its product interferon-induced protein 44-like. The transcript is spliced from 4 exons. Bases 1 to 558 code for a protein of 185 amino acids. Lineage: Eukaryota; Metazoa; Mollusca; Bivalvia; Venerida; Veneridae. The record is from RefSeq and is a predicted model, not a curated record.